Molecule: messenger RNA, 2796 nt
Organism: Psammomys obesus (fat sand rat)
Lineage: Eukaryota; Metazoa; Chordata; Mammalia; Rodentia; Muridae
Gene: Cenpn
Product: centromere protein N
Exons: 12
Coding region: 174-1193 (339 amino acids)
Biological process (GO): CENP-A containing chromatin assembly; chromosome segregation
Source: RefSeq, a predicted model, not a curated record
GGCGGCUUUGAAAGCGCAGCGGCGGGAAUGUUUGCAGGUGCGAACCGGCGAGGAAUGGCAUUCUGCGGGCCACUCAGAAUUAAGACUCUUGGGAAGUGCUGAGGAAUGUAACGUCUUGUCCUUGGGCACCUCUGAUCUCCGAAGCUUAGCAGCGUUUAGCCUGGACCAAAGAAAUGAAUGAGAAUGUUGCUGAGUUUCUCCGGAGGCUCAUCCUGAAAACGCCUCUGUGUGAGAUGAAGACCAUCCUAAAAGCCUGGGACUUCUUGUCUGAUGACCAACUGCAAACCAUAAAGUUCAAGCAGAAAAAGGAAUCUCUGGCCCAGGAAGUGAUUCUUCUGUGUGAGGAGAAGUGUGCAAGUAUUGAUGAUGUGGCUCUUCUAGACAUCGCAUAUACUCAGGUUCUCCGGCACCAGAAGCUUUGGAAUGUCUUUCAGAUGAGUAAAGAACCAGGUGAAGAUGUCGAUCUUUUCGAUAUGAGACAGUUCCAAAGUUCCUUUAAGAAAAUUCUUCGGAGAGCAUUAAAAAAUGUUACAGUCAGCUUCAGAGUUGACGAGAAGGCUGCAGUGUGGAUUCGGGUUGCCUGGGGGACACAACAUUCACAGCCGAACCAGUACAAGCCCACUUUCGUGGUGUAUUAUCCCCAGACUCCAUACGCCUUCAUUUCCUCCUGCCGUCUGAAGAGCACUGUGCCCCUUCUCCAUCAGGCACUAAAAGUUGCUAGCAAACACCAGCACAUCAUGCAGAUGGUUCUAAAGAGCCGGCACCUGGACUCACUCAAGGCUAUUGCUUUCGGAGAGUAUAAUCAGACCUUUGAAAAUCAGGACUCUACAAUGCUUCUGCAAGAAGGAAGCCUUGGACUGGACAUGAAUUUGGAUCCAAAUGUCAUUCACGAAAACAGAGAAGAAAAGGAGAGAAUCCACAGAGUCACUCAGGAGACGUUUGGAGCCUAUCCUCAGCCACAGCUAGAGUUUGCACAGUAUAAGCUUGAAACCAAGUUCAAGAGCAACAGAAGUGAGGGCAUCUUGGCUGACAGGAAAGAUCCCCUCCGGUGCCUUAUAAAGUUCUCGAGUCCACAUCUUUUGGAAGCCUUGAAAUCCUUAGCACCAGCCGGUAUAGCAGACGCACCACUUUCCCCGCUGCUCACCUGCAUACCAAGAAAGAAAAUGAAUUAUUUUAAAAUUACAGAUAAAUGAGAUAGAUGUGGCUUUGCUUGUCUUGCACAUGCAAUUCCAGUUAUGGCCGACUGGCUUCUGUGUAUAAUCUUGUGUUUUAAAAAUCAGUCUUUGGCAUUGGAAAUUCCUUGGGACUGAAUCUGUCAUCCCUAUGUGCUCUCUCUCUUCUACUAAGUACAGCAGUUGUGGGCAUUUGAGAAGUGAUAUAGACACUGGCAUGCACACACACACACACAUGUACCCACAUACGCAAACAUGUGGUCGAGAGGCUUUGGGUUUACCUCAGGACUGGGAUGCUCAGAAGACAAGCAAAUGGCACAGUGGUUGAAUCUGUUGGGAUCAUACCUACUGUCCUCUCUCCCGCUUCUGCUGCUUCUCAUCCUCAGAAAUCUGAUUUCAGUUGCUGGUUUCUGUGGAAUUUUGUGUGUAGAUAGAAGAAUCAAAAAACUACCCAACCCAAAACUUGUCGUAGAAUCAGAGGGAAGAGACUGGUGCAUUUAGUACUGCACAAGGCUAUAUUUCCAAUGACUUGUUUAUAUAAAAUAACUCUUCUGUUAUACAUAUGCUUUUCAUAACCUCUUAUCCAUACAUGGAACAUUCAAGCUGAGCAUCACUGUUACACUGAUUGAUGAAUAAAGAUAUUAGCAAACUUGUUUUUAACAAAAUCUCGAUUGUUUGACUUUACCAAUAAAGACCCAGGAGCCAGAUACUGGUGUGAAAGCCUGCUAGCUCAGAGAGGCAGGGAAAUCACCCAGCUGACCCUCCUCAGCCAGUGUCCCAGAAGCAAAAGGGAGUCUCCUUCUCCAUGCCCCUCCAAACCCUUCUACUUCCCAUGUAUCUCUAUCCAUCCUCCUGGCUCCCUCUUACUCUACAGUUUUUCUCCUACGUUCACUCCCUGUCAACUGGUUGCGUGCUCUGACUCUUGACUUUAUUUAAUCCUAUUUACAGUAUUCAAGUAGAAGGCUCUUGGAUUAAAGGUGUGUGCCAGGGCUGAGUCACACCAUAACUAGAAACAGGUUUUUCCAGUGAAUAACACAAUGUUGGUAUUCACAGUGUGAUCAAAUGUCCUGCAACACAAACUGGCAAUCAGUUGCCUCGGAUGAAAAUCAAGCAGGCUAAGUAGAAUGUAUAAAUACAGCCACAGAAGGACUAAGUAAUGCCUUGUAGUGUGAUGUGUACAGGCUGUGGAUCAUCCAAUAUGAAAAACUACGUUUUUAGGUUUAAUGUGAUCAAAUGUGUCAAACACUUCUCUUGUCCCUCGGUGAUCUGAGUAUUUGGGCUUUGUGCUGGCUAGUUCUGUGUCAGCUUGACAGGAGCUAGAGUUACCUGAAGGGAGGGAGACUCGGUUGAGAAAAAAUGUUUUGAUAAGAUCUGGCUGUAGACAUUUUCUUAAUUGGUGAUUGAUAGGUAGGGCCCAGCCCAUUGUGGUUGGGGCCACCCCUAGGCUGGUGGUCUUGGGAUUUGUAAGAAAGCAGGGAAGCAAUACAUUAAGCAGCAUGCCUCUAAAGCCUCUGCUUCAGCUCCUGUCUUCAGGUUCCUGCCCUGUUUAAGUUUCUGUGCUGACUUCCUUCAGUGAUGAAUGGUGAUAUGGAAGUAUACACCAAAUAAACCCUUUUCUCCUCAA